Oxyura jamaicensis (ruddy duck) is the source of this 7661-nucleotide messenger RNA. RefSeq names its product capping protein inhibiting regulator of actin dynamics (gene CRACD). The record is from RefSeq and is a predicted model, not a curated record. The transcript is spliced from 12 exons. Gene Ontology annotation, biological process: negative regulation of barbed-end actin filament capping; maintenance of gastrointestinal epithelium. Lineage: Eukaryota; Metazoa; Chordata; Aves; Anseriformes; Anatidae. The coding region runs from base 644 to 4954 and encodes 1436 amino acids.
GAGGGAAGGGGAGGCGAGGCGAGGCGAGGCGAAGCCGCCUUUGUGCCACGGCAGGGAGGGGGAUUUCGGUGGGCUUGCGGGAGGGGCCGCUCCAGCGCCGCCCGGGGCCGGGCUGUGGCUCUUCCCGAGCCCUUGAGGCUUUUCCGUUUUUUUUUUUUUUUUCUUCCCUUUGUUAGCGUUUUCCCAGCGAGUCCCGCCGUCUCCCGGUUUCGCCGAGCCUGACAGGAGAGAUGACUUCGUGCCGCGCCGCGCUUCGCCGGGGCUGCAUCGCUUUGUUCAAGCAGCCGUGAGCCAUUCAGCAGGGAGCUGCCGUCGCCUUUCCGCGGGCUGGGGGAUCCCACGAAGGGCCCUGGGAUCCCCUGAAGGGCUCUGGGAUCACCUGGAGAGCUCCGGGAUCGAGAUCUGCUGCCUGUCACGGCUGAAGGGCAGUGCUGCGCCGCUUCCCGCAGACAGUCUGGGAGAAGAAUGCUAACCACUGGUCCCUAGGAUUGUAUUCUGCUUCCUGAUCGCUUAUCUUAAAGAAAAAUCCCCAUCUGAGAGAGAAAGACUGUGUGAAAGUAGAGAACAAGGGAACAACACACUCCAUCUUAAAAAAGAGAAGAUCAAGUCUGGAGUUUCUCUGACUUCGUCUGAAAUUGUAGGGAUGAUCAAUUUGUUUAAGAAACCUUACAAGAAAAAAGCAGGCAAAUUCCAGCCUUUCAAGAAGCUCUUCGGCAAGCGGAAGAAAAGGGAGCCCGCCUCAGACUGCGAGGAAGCCAAACUGAAGCCGAGCCACUCCUUCGGGAACGUCUGCAACGGCGCCUUCUCCUCCGAUGAAGAGCCCAACAGUGGUCUGAGGUCUUCCCAUUAUUAUAUGGGCAGUCGAGCUUUCUCCCAUGACAGUAUUUUUAUACCUGAUGGGAGAACAGAGAGUGAACAGACCGUCCAAGCAAUGUCACAGGAGAACGUUUUAGGAAAAGUCAAAACACUACAGCAACAGUUGGCCAAGAAUAUAAAAUUUGGGCAGCCUCCACAAAUGACAAUUUCUGGGAGGACAAUGGGGGAGGCAAGUGCUAGUGUAGAAGAGGAUGUAUUGCUCAGUAGCCCCAUGGAGACUGACUCUCAGCAGGACACAGUGCUCUCAGAGAGUGGCAAUAAAUCGACUGACACUCUGUUGAGAACAAUGAAUUUGCCCGGAGCAGGACGUGAAGUGGAAGAAAAGGUCACUCCAGUCAGACCAUCUCGGCCAAAAAGACAAUUUUCCUGUUCUGGCACGAUUGAAACAAUCAAUCUGGAUGCAGUUCCCCAGGCUGUUGCUCGUCUAGACAACAGUGCAGCUAAACACAAGCUGUCAGUAAAGCCAAAAAAGCAGAGGAUGUCAAGAAAGCACAAGAGAUUAACAAAGGGAUCGCAAAGUUUAACAAUAACAGAAUUUGAGCCAGAGGAUCUAGAAACUGAGCUGUUUGCAGACAGAUACCCGGGUUAUAACGGCCACUUCACAGCAGACAAGCUAAUCCAGAACAGAGAUGAGCCGAAGCAGCUUCCACUGGCAGAGGAGAAAAGAACUGAAGAUCACUGGGGGAUCCUUGAGGCCGAAAGGAUAAGGCAGAUUGUAGAAAUGGAAGAACAAAGGGAAAUGGAAGAACAAAGAGAAAUAGAAGAACAAAGGUGCCAAGAGCGUGAGCAGAUGCUGAAAGAGCAGGAGAGAAGGAAUUGUGAAGAGGAGAGUGGGCAGAAUCUCCUUGAAGGAGAGACAUCUUUGAAAACAGAAGAGCAAGCAUGCCAGGAAGAGGAAAGAAGACCUCUGGAGGCAGAAAAGAGGCAAGAACUGGAGGAGCAGAGGCAGGAGGUGGAAAAGCAACAGAGACAAGAGGUGGAGCAGCAGAAGCACAGGGAAUGGGACGAGCAACAGAGACGGGAGCUGGAGGAGCACAAAUGCCAGGAACAGGAGGAGCAAAAAAGACGAGAGCUGGAGGAACGAAAGCACCAGGAAGAGGAGGAGCAGAGCCAAGAGCUAGAGGAGCAGAAGUUCCAGGAAGAGGCAGAGCAGAAAUGCCAGGAGUUGGAGGAGCAGAAGAGGCAAGAGCUAGAGGAGCAGGAGCACCAGGAAUGGGAAGAGCAGAGGCACAAGGAGCUGAAGGAGCAACAGAGACGAGAGGAGCAGAAGAGGCUGGAGCUGGAAGAACAAAGGCAACGUGAGACUGAAAAACGGUGUCAAGAGGAAGAAGAAAAAAAUCAGCUGGAGGAACAAAAAGAACUCAAGGAACAAAAGAAGGAAGAAAAACAGAGACAAGAGCUAGAAGAGGAAGAACUUCAAGAAGGUGAAAUAAAACUGAAGCAGGAGAAGGAACUUGAGAGCCUCAAGCAACAGAAGAAACAGGAGGAACAAAGGCAGCUCUUGAAGGAGGAAAGAGAAAAGACAGAGGAACAACCCCAGCAAUUACUGGAGAAGAAACAGAAGCGGGAAGAGCAGAGAAAACAUAAGCUCACAAAACAAAUGCACUUGGAAAGUACAGAUAUUAUGCAACAAGAUGAACUGAAGCAACAAAAGGAACAAAAUGAACAAGAAUGGAGCAAGCUGCAAGAGCAGAGGACAGAACCGGAAGGAAAAGAUCUUCAGCAAAAGCAACAAGAAAAAUCCUUGGAGCAGCAACAGGACACGGAUCAGCUGCGUUCUGGAGGGGCUGACAGGCAUCCAGUGGAGGACAAGCUCCAAGAAAGACCAAGACCCCCAAAACUCAAACAGACAGAAAAAGGGAAUAAAACAGCAGAAGAAAUCCUAGCCCAGAAGCUGAAGAGAGAAGUUGAUGCUCAGGAACAAAAGCGAAUAGGGGAAGAACUUAGGUGGCAGGAGGUAGACGAAAGACAAACUGCAUCCAGACCCUUCACGUUCCAGGUGUCUUCUGGAGAUAAACAGAUCAUAUUUCAGAAAGUAAAUCUGAGUCCAGUCAUGCCUGUCAAGGGAGCAGGGCUCUCUUCGCCUUCCCUCAAAGACUGCAGGGUGCACACCUCCAGCAAGGGCUCCCACACUCUGCCCUCAUCUGUGUGUGUGCCCCACACAGCUAUUUUGGUUACUGGAGCGCAGCUGUGUGGCACAGCGGUUAACCUGAACCAGAUAAAGGACACGGCUUGUAAGUCAUUACUGGGCUUAACAGAAGAGAGAAAAAAUGUGGAUAUUCCUUCACCAGAGAAGGCCCAGGGAAAAAAGACAGGUACCAAACCCGCCAACAGUAAAAUGAAAUAUGCACAGGAGACACUGGACCAAGCCACGCUAGCUGAGUGGGCCUCUAUCCGCUCCAGAAUCCUAAAGAAUAAAGAAAACAGCAAAUACAACGAGAAAGACAGAGUAAGCGGCUGCAGGCACAGCGAUGACUGGACACCCCGAGGGCGAGGUGCUCCCCAUGGUAACUUGAGGAAAACCCUGUCUGCAAAUGCAAAGUUCUCGAUAACACCAGCGUGGCAGAAGUUUUCAGAAGCUUCAAAAGCCAAUUUGGACACUGAGAACGUGAGUGCAGCGAAAGGCAGUGAAGCAGUGGCUGUGGGAAGAACCACUGGCUCAUCUGCUGAUGUGGCUGGGGAGGUGGCACCCGCUUUUAAGGACAGCUUAGCUGAAAUGGCUAGAGAGAAAAUGGAAACCCGCAGUGAAAUUACAGACAACACGGAAGGUUGUAAAUUUGCAAAAGAUCUUCCAUCUUUCCUUGUUCCAAGCUCUCCUCAUCCUCCGGGUAAAGAAUUACCCCAGUCAGAACCUCCAGGUGCUCUGGAAAAUCAGCAGGGUAACAGCACCAAAAAACCUGAUAAACCAGCACCAAACGGAGAAGAAAACGUUUCUCCUUUUGGGAUAAAGUUACGGAGGACAAACUAUUCCUUACGUUUCCAUUACGAUCAACAGGCAGAGCAAAGGAAGAAGAAAAGAUACAGUGCAGGAGAUAGUUUCGAUGGUGUGCCUGACCCUCUGCUUACAACAGAGGGUGAGAAAGAACCCACUGUUUUUGCCCCACAAGAGAGCACGUCCCCUGGCAUGGGAAGAGCGAACGUCCGUGGGAACAUAAAAGACUCCAAAGACUCUUCGGUUACUGUGGUAGAGCUUUCACAGCCAGCGGGCACACCACUGCCAGCCCCCAGCCAGGGUGCUUUACCUCCUCACGAGAAACCAGCGUGCAAAUCACUGGCCCCGCAGAAGCCUGCGCUAGCUCCAAAGCCUGCCAGCCAGACGCCGCCGUCGUCUCCUCUCUCGAAAAUGAACUGCUCGAACCUGGCUGAUGCGCUAGGGCAGAGGUUUGUUAAAGCUGAAUCGGACGGUAGCUGGAGAAGAGAAGACAGAGCGGUGCCCCCCACAGCACUGAGUGAGAACAAAAAUGAAGAGGAAGAAAUCAGAGAAAAGAAGUCAUUUUUCCCAUCUCUAAGUAUUCCCUGGAGAGAAAAGAACGACAAAAAGCCUGAGCCACUGAAGAAAGAAAAACCAGUCCUCCAGAGCAGGCACUCUUUAGAUGGCUCUAAAUUGAUGGAAAAAGUUGAAACUUCACAACCACUUUGGAUUACAUUGGCGCUGCAAAAGCAAAAGGGAUUUCGUGAACAGCAAGCUACUAGGGAAGAGAGGAGACAAGCCAGAGAGGCAAAGCAAGCAGAGAAGCUGGCUAAAGAAAAUGCGGCUGUGAGUAACCAGUCAGAUAAUAAAAGCAGCAGCAGCAAAACAAGCACACUGCAGAAAUCUACGCCUCAAGAAGGGGAGAAGAAAAUUGAAACUGCUGUGUCAAGACUUGAAAGAAGGGAGCAGCUGAAGAAGUCUAAUACCCUUCCAACUUCUGUGACAGUGGAGAUUUCUGAUUCUGUUCCAUCAAACCCACUGGCAAAAGAGGUGGCCAAGAGAUUCUCUACGCCUGAUGCUAACCCUGUGUCAACAGAACCAGCCUGGCUUGCGUUAGCCAAAAGGAAAGCAAAAGCCUGGAGUGACUGUCCACAGAUCAUAAAGUAAACUAUACAAUUACGUCUUAUUGCUGCCUAUUAAUUGCUUUCUUUUUAUUUAUUCAGCUUUUUACACAUGACAAAACUGAAAAUGCAUGUCUUGAAGAACUGAAAACUGAACUGAUUACCAUUUUGCUCUAGCUCACUGUAAAGUGUACUCAAGUCAUAUAUUCCAUUGCUUUGACAAAUAGCUAAAUAAGGUCACAUGCAAAUUUCAGAACCAGUCUCUCUCAAAAAUUCAAGAAUGCUCAGAUACUGGAUGUAAAUUUUAGCCAGUAUCACCAUAAGGGGCAGAACUUAAGAAGCUCCUUAAAUUCUCUGAGUAUUUGGUUCUGCAAUUGUAGAUCUCUACUCUUAAGUGCAGAUCUCAGAAAAGCUUUUCAACACUCCAUUGUUGAAAAUUUAUGCAAGAUGCAUGUUCCCUUCUCUUAUUCCUAAAUUUUCUUAAGUGUUAAACUGUAUGAACUGUCAGUUCUACCUGCUAUUUGGAAGCUUCAUACCUAAUGAACUUUGGGAGCCAUCUUUCCACCUGAAAACGAUAAAUAAGAAGGACCAUCUAAAUGCUGAGGUAAUUCCUUUCAUUAUAGCAUUAAUAUAUUAUGUCUAUAUUCUCUCACUCCUAGGAAAAAAAAAAAAAAUUAUCCAACUUUAUAAAAAUUACUAGUUAAACAGAAGUCAGAACGUUUUCAGAAAGAAGCCUCUAUUCUCUGCAACUACCUGACAGGAGGCUGCCGCGAGGAAGGUUUUUCCUCAGGUGACAAGUGAUAGGACACAAGGAAACAGUCUCCGUUGUGCCAGGGAGGUUUAGAUUGGAGGUUAGGAAGAACUUCACAGAGAGGGUGAUCAAGCACUGAACGGGCUGCCCAGGGCGCUGGUGGAGUCCUCAUCCCUGGAGGUAUUUCAGAGAUGUGUGGACGUGGCACGAAGGGACACAGUUUAAUGGUGGUACUUGGCAGGUCAGGUUGGUGGUUGGACUUGGUGACCUGGAGGGUCUUUUCCAACCUGGCUGACUCUGUAAGCCAGAGGCAGUGUUUAUUCAGGUCGUUUAGCGCAGCACUGUUUGUGUGCUUGGCCAUGUUUAAGAUGCAUACAGACAGCGAUUGCAGAUUAAAACUUGAAAUCAAUCGUCUGCAACUGAAGUACGUAGAAUGAUUCCUGUGCUCCUGUACUUACAGAAUUAGUCUCAUCACAUUGCCACAGGAAUAAGAUUGCAUGACUGGAUUUAACUGAAACCUGAAAGCUCAGUCAGUGAUAUCUCAAGUUUUAACUCUGCAUUCUUCCUGAUUUUACUUCAUAUGCAGCUUUAGGUGGUUCAGAUAACUUCCCAUACUUUGACCAACACAGCAAGCAGACUUCAGAAAGUGUUUUUGUACCUCUCCCAAGUAAGUGUUUACCUACCCCCCAUCUUGGGUAUCUGCAGAUUCUUUGUUACUUCUUUGUACCUAAAAUAGAAGUGUUCAUUCCCACCCUAUUACAAAAAUGGAAAAAGUCCAUAAUUUUACUAUCCUUAAUAUCCCACAGAAAUAUAUGUGUCUGCAUUUUAAAAGUCAUUCUAGUAAACAUAUUUGUAACACUCCCAAGUUUGUUUUUCAGGGAAGUUUUUAAAUUUGAACAUCUCCUUGUAAUGAUAAGGCUCAAGGGAACCUUUAAACAUAAACCAUUUUAAAGGGAGGUAUUUUCUUGAGAAUCAGUUGCAUCAUUAUAGAUUCACACACAACUCAUGGAAGUAUUUUAGCCAAACUGCUGUAUGCAGCAUGAGUAGCAGCACUUUAAAUUAUGCAGAAAACAGAAUGAAACCUGCCAUAGCCUCCCAUUCUAAAAAUCAAAAAGGGCUUGUCCACAACCGUCAUUACUGAAUACUCUAUUUCCUAUCAAAGCAAAAACAAAGGUUCAGCAUCAUGGUUACAACAGCACAAACACAAAGGAUGCAUUAGAUGGAGUAGCUGUGCAGCAGCAAGACGUUUUUUUCUUGUGUCUGUUUUAAGCCAUCAGUUUUACUGUUUUAUAUUUAAAACCAGAAUCUCUACAGUAAUUUUUUUUCUCUUAAUAUAAGUAUUUAAAAUGUUUUGUACAGAGAUGGGGCAAUGUUGUUCUUAAAUAUUUGGAAAAAAUGCUUAACAUCUUCGAAGUAAAAAUCUCUGCAAGCUUGUCUGAGAAAGAAUUCUGCCCAUAACUAUUUUUGCUCUGCAAGCACCAUGAAUUAGUGCUGCUUAAGUUCGAUUUACACUUUUUUUUUCUGAGUUUAUAAGCCUGCGCUAUUUGUAAUUACAAGAACUGAACUGUCUGAAACCCAUCUUCAGGAUUAUUUCUUGGGACAGGGAUCCAGGCAGAAAUACAGAGAAGGUGAAGUAAAUCAGGAUUAAAGUGUUCCAAAAAGCAUAGCAUAAUUAGGUGCUACUGUGCAUGACAUAAUGAUGCAAUUUUCCAAUACAAUACACUUAUAGCACAUAGAAUAGAGCUUUCAGUGAGGAUGGUCUUAAUCUAAAGCUUCAAAGCAGAAGUUGUUGUCAAACAUAAAGGUAUCUAGUGUAAUAAUGGAAACUGUAUUCUGUACAGUACUUGGUGGAAACAUUUCUGAAGUGUACAUGUUUAACAGUGACAUUUCAUGGUAAAUUAACAAAAAUUUGCACUAAAUACCAAUGAAGUGAAGUGUUACUUUGCUUUAUCUUUCUUGCAACCAUUACUGAUAAAGUGUUGGAAAUCUGUAAAAAGAAAAA